CUUCUCUAGCACAAUAUGGCUGUUACUAACGAGGUCGGGUUUGAUAUGCUAAGGCGUCUUCGAGUUGCCGAUUAUGUGACUUUGUCGAAUGCUCUCUGCGGAGUCCUUGCCAUCUUCACCUGCACCCACCAAUCUUUCAUCGCAGCCCACGUGCUGAUUUUCUUGGGAUAUGAAUUCGACCGCUUCGAUGGCAUGAUUGCCAGGUGGCGUAACGAAACCUCCGAAAUGGGCAAACAGCUCGACAGUUUCUCUGAUCUCAUUUCAUUCGUCCUGGCCCCAGCAUUCAUGCUCUACAGUCUUGGAUUUCGUACCCCGGUUGACCAGGGCAUCCUCGCUUUCUUUGUCCUCUGCGGUGUUGCUCGACUCGCCAGAUUCAACAUCGCUUCGCAUUUGACACCCAAAGAUGCGCACGGGAAGUCACUCUACCAUGAGGGACUUCCAACGGCAUAUGCGGCACUUCUAAUGUCGACUGCCGUGGCUGUCGCACAGUGGCUGAGCUGGACUGAUGACCUGGCCUCCAAGGUCUCCUUCCCUGGUACGUGGGGCGAGGCUCACACUGCCACUUUCCCGGUGGUUGUUCUCGGAGCUGGCAUGGUUAGCAAGCGUUUCAAGUUGAAGCUCGAUGGGGGGCUCUCUAUUCCCGCUUCGACGGUGGUGAUUUUUGGUGCUUGCUGGCUCGCUUCAUAGCUAGAUCUCGGAGAUUCGCAUGGAAAGGAGCAACACUAGACAGCCGGAUUAUUGGAGAUGGAUGGGAAAGGGUCAUGCGCAAUUUGAUGUAGAGCGGUUGGUUGGUUUCGGCUAGAACGUAUGGAUUUUGCCUGGGUCACGACUAGCUAGUGUUUCAUGCUGCCUGACACCCCCUGCGGUUGUCCGGCGGAAUUACUAUGGACCUACUGACCGGGCCUUAAAAUACUUGAC
This is a messenger RNA of Aspergillus steynii IBT 23096, 918 nucleotides long. RefSeq names its product CDP-alcohol phosphatidyltransferase family protein. Gene Ontology annotation, cellular component: membrane. The coding region runs from base 16 to 687 and encodes 223 amino acids. The record is from RefSeq and is a predicted model, not a curated record. Gene Ontology annotation, molecular function: phosphotransferase activity, for other substituted phosphate groups. Gene Ontology annotation, biological process: phospholipid biosynthetic process. Lineage: Eukaryota; Fungi; Ascomycota; Eurotiomycetes; Eurotiales; Aspergillaceae. The transcript has 5 exons.